AUGGAGAAGUUGCGACGUGUCUUCACUUGCAUGAAAUCCAUUACUUACUCCAUCUAUAAUACGUUAGAUUUGAAAUACCAAGAGCAAUUUGGAUUUAAACUAAAUGAAACGAAUAGUGAAAAACUUUUGGACUAUUUAUACGCACCAAAAGACUCGUCAAGUUUGGCAGUCACAAGAAUAUUGUUUGGUCUGUGUAUGUUGUUUGAUAUACCUGAUGAACGAGGAGGGUCUAUCAUAGACAAGCGAUGGGGAGACCCUAAUAUAUGCCACUUCCCUCUGAUUCCCAUCAUAAAGGCAAUUCCCAUGCCCUACAUGGCAGUUGUAUACGCCAUGCUCUGGAUUGGUGCCCUCGGUAUCACCCUAGGGUACAAGUACCGUAUAAGCGCCUCAUUGUUCACUCUCUGCUACUGGUACUUAUUUCUGAUAGAGAAGAGUUUCUGGAACAAUCACAGCUACCUGUUCGGUGUCGUCAGCUUCUUGUUGACCUUCACGCAGGCCAACUCACACUGGUCCGUCGACGCUUAUUUGAAUCCUUCGUUAAUAAAGACGACGGUCCCAUAUUGGAACUAUUUUAUUCUGAAGUACCAGUUUUUUAUCUUGUACUUCAUGGCUGGUAUGAAGAAAGGUACCGCGGAGUGGCUUACUGGUUAUUCUGUUCAGAAUCUCAGUGAGCAUUGGGUAUUUACACCUUUCAAAUUAUUUCUAUCGGUCCCACAGACCGAUUACUUCAUAGUUCACUGGUUCGUGUUCUCUUUUGAUCUGACGGUGGCCGUGUGGAUGAUGUGGGCGCCGUCAAGGAACAUCGCUAUGGUGUUUUGUUCUCUGUUCCAUCUUAUGAAUAGUCGACUAUUCAGGAUAGGAAUGUUUCCGUGGGUUUGCUUGGCUACAAUGCCAUUGUUCUAUCCUUUUGAUUGGCCCAGAACAAUCAUUGGGUAUCUAGAUAUUAUAAAAUCAAAAUUACUAAAACUGAGCUGCAUGGCGUUAUACAAAAAUGAAUAUUUAAACGUGACUCUUAAAGAUAAUGAUGAGAGAAUAACAGAAACCGAUCAAGAAAAGUUUGAAACUGAUGAUGAGUUAUUGCUUAAUGAUGGUGAUAGCCCAAGUAAAGAAAUGCUUAUAACCAAUGAUGAUGGAUAUAAUAACUGGACGAAAGGUCUUUAUGGAUAUUCUUGGGAUAUGAUGGUACAUACGUGGGAUUUGGAGACAGUUGUGAUAAAAGUCGUGGACAAUACUAACAAGAGGGAAUUCUACAUCGAUCCAUACGCAAACUCACCCAAUGAUCGUUGGACGAGACAUGGAGAUAUGGUUCACCAAUAUGCUAGAUGUCUUAAGGAGAAAAUGAGCAAGAAGAUCCAGGAAGGAGCAGAUCAUAAGGACUUGAAUAUAUCAAUUUAUAUAGACAUAUGGUGUUCCUUAAACGGAAGAUUCACACAGAGAAUGUUCGACCCUAAAGUAGAUUUGUUGAACGUCUCUUGGUCCCCCUUCAAACCUGUUUCUUUCUUAAUGCCUUUGCUUGAUGAAGCCUUGGACUGGAGGAGUACAUUACAGGAUAUAAAAACCGAUGUGCAUUCGUGGAAUAAUUACAGUGAUGUCAUAUUUUCUGCUGACUUUCCAGGUUACGAUCAAGAAAAGUUUAUUCCAUCAGAUCUCAGUAAUAUAACAUUAACAAUUUUAAAUGGUUCCGUCGCGUAUGAGCCCGAAGUGACGUCAGGAGGACACUCUUAUAAAUUGUCUAGAGGGGACCACAUACAUUUAAAUCCUGACACAUUCCAUAGAGUUAUAAAUAUCGGAGACACUCCAGCGUACUAUAUGUACACAUUCGUUAAUACUUCGGAAAUAUUCAAUAUCGAGCCUCCUAAACCCAAACUGCCUGUUUUCCAGGAGUUACACAGACGGAUAAAUAAUAUGAUGAAUUUUUUCAAGCUUGUUAUAUCUGAAAUGUUUGAAGUAUUCUUUAAUAUGAAACAUUAUUUACUGUGA
This is a messenger RNA of Danaus chrysippus (African queen), 1980 nucleotides long. The record is from the annotation of a GenBank genome assembly. Lineage: Eukaryota; Metazoa; Arthropoda; Insecta; Lepidoptera; Nymphalidae.